Molecule: messenger RNA, 184 nt
Organism: Perkinsus marinus ATCC 50983
Lineage: Eukaryota; Perkinsozoa; Perkinsida; Perkinsidae
Exons: 2
Biological process (GO): regulation of MAPK cascade; protein phosphorylation; intracellular signal transduction
Cellular component (GO): cytoplasm
Molecular function (GO): ATP binding; protein serine/threonine kinase activity
Source: RefSeq, a predicted model, not a curated record
GUUGUUGAGCAGCUCGGGCAAGGCGGCGGUGGGGCUGUUUAUAAGGCCGUCCAUAAGGACACGGGGAAAGAAUACGCACUGAAGAGGCUGAAUGGUGACACGGAGCAAACCCGAGCUGAGGUUGAUGUGAUGGCCCACAAGAGGCCUCAUCCAAAUGUCGUGGAUAUGCACGGAUCGUACAUAU